Messenger RNA from Oenanthe melanoleuca, 993 nucleotides. RefSeq names its product transgelin 2 (gene TAGLN2). Lineage: Eukaryota; Metazoa; Chordata; Aves; Passeriformes; Muscicapidae. The transcript is spliced from 5 exons. Gene Ontology annotation, molecular function: protein binding. The coding region runs from base 145 to 747 and encodes 200 amino acids. The record is from RefSeq and is a predicted model, not a curated record.
GGGCGGUGCCGGGCGGUCCCGGGCGGUCCCGAGCCGCCCCCGGGCCGCGGUGACAUCAGCCGUGAAAAGGGCGCGGGCGGCGGCAUCCGGCACUGCCGCCCCGGGAGCGCGGGACCGGCGCCGCAGACCCCCCCUGCUGUCAGCAUGGCAAACCGGGGCCCGUCGUACGGGCUGAGCAGGGAGGUGCAGCAGAAGAUCGACCGGCAGUACGACCCCGAGCUGGAGCAGGUGCUGGUGCGCUGGAUCCUGGCGCAGUGCGGCAGCGACGGCGUGGCACAGCCGGCGCCCGGCAGGGACGGCUUCCAGCAGUGGCUGAAGGACGGCACGGUGCUGUGCCGGCUCAUCAACAGCCUCCACCCGCGGGGACAAGCGCCCGUGGCCAAAAUCCAGGCGUCGGCCAUGGCCUUCAAGCAGAUGGAGCAGAUCUCGCAGUUCUUGCAGGCGGCUGAGCGCUACGGCAUCGCCGCCACCGACAUCUUCCAGACCGUGGAUCUCUGGGAAGGGAAGAACAUGGCGUGUGUGCAGAGGACCCUGAUGAACCUGGGCAGCCUGGCCGUGGCCAAGGGCGAUGGGCUCUUCGUGGGAGACCCCAACUGGUUCCCCAAGAAGUCGCAGGAGAACCGGCGCGUCUUCUCCGAGGACAAGCUGAAGGAGGGGCAGAGCGUCAUCGGGCUGCAGAUGGGCACCAACCGGGGCGCCUCGCAGGCUGGCAUGACGGGCUAUGGGAUGCCCCGCCAGAUCCUCUGAGCGCCCCCAGAACCCCCCCCAAGCCCUCUGCCUGCCAGGGACCACCCCCAAACCGCCUUAACCCCCGCCGUGGACCAGUCGGGUGCCCCCCGGCCCAGGCAGCCGCCCCCCCUGCCGGUUUUGUCAGGACCAAAGUCAUUUUUUUAUUAUUAUUAUUUAGCUGUGCCUUGGGGGCUGCUGGAAGCCCCCCAGUGUUUUGGGGAGCGACCCCUUGUGCCCCAAUAAACGGCAUUUAAUUGUCUUCUU